This is a messenger RNA of Crotalus tigris (Tiger rattlesnake), 2596 nucleotides long. Its product is annotated as GTPase IMAP family member 9-like. The record is from RefSeq and is a predicted model, not a curated record. Gene Ontology annotation, molecular function: GTP binding. Lineage: Eukaryota; Metazoa; Chordata; Lepidosauria; Squamata; Viperidae. The transcript has 2 exons. Bases 1130 to 1813 code for a protein of 227 amino acids.
GUGUGUGGUGUGUGUGUGUGUGUGUGUGUGUGUGUGUGUGUGUGCCGUUCCCCCAUUCGGCCCCGUGGGGGAGCUGCGGUUCUGCCUGUCUUCUCCAGCCGCCCUUCUGCCGCCGUUGGGGGUCUGCGCGGGACGCCGGAGGAAGGCGUCCCCGUCCCCAAACUCUCGACAGGGCUGCUCUUGGCAAGAAGGACGGGGGGUCCUCGGCUUCCCGGAGCCCCAAACUUAUGUUGCUAAGGGAGAAAUUGGUUAAGGGAGGUUGCCCAGUUUGAUGACGUUUGAGGCCACGGUCACGAAAGGAACUGUUGUAAGACGAGGACUUCCUGGGGAAUCACUGUAUUGUGAGAGAGGGGAGAACACUCCUGGAGGCGGAGGUCCAGGAAGUCUAGAAAAGGGUCAAGGAAAGGGCUCCAGGAAGAGAGUCCAGGAAGUGGAUCCAGGAAGGGGAUCCAGAAAAGGGACCCAGAACCGGGCCCAAGAAAGGGGGGGGGUCAAGGAUGAGGGUCCAGAAAAGGGGCCCAGAAUGGGGCUCAAGAAAGGGGUUCAGGAAGAGGAUCCAGGAAGUGGGUCUAGAAAAGGGUCCAGAAAAAGGGGUCGGAACAGGGCCCAAGAAAGGGGGUCAAGGAUGAGGGUCCAGAAAAGGAGUCCACGAAGGGGAUCCAGGAAAGGAAUCCAGAAAAGGGGUCCAGAAUGGAGCCCAAGGAAGGGGAUCCAGAAAGAGGAUCUGGGAAGCAAGUCCUGGAAAGGGGUCCGGGAAGAGGGUCCAGGAAGGGGGUCCAGAAAAGGAUCCAGAAAGGGAGCCAGAACAGGGCCCAAGAAAGGGGGUCAAGGAUGAGGGUCCAGAAAAAGAAUCCAGGAAGGGGGUUCAGGAAGGGGAUCCAGGAAAGGGGGCCAGGAAGGGGUACAAACUCCCUGAUGUAUCCGUCUCCUGCGUCCCCCAGCCGGUUCGGGAACAGGACGACUCGGCCUCAAGGGCCGUGGGGAGGGGGUGACCCUCUUUGCCCCCCCCAAUUCCCACCUGUGUCUUCUAGGGGGGAACCUCCGAGCGAGGCAGCCUCUCCUUGGGCUCAUCCCGUUUCGCCGUUCACGCAGCAACCCCUGAGAUUGGCGCUGUGCGACUGGUCCGGAAAUGGCUGGAAGCCUCCGAGGGCCUGAUCAGAGGAUCGUCCUGGUGGGCAAAACCGGAAGUGGGAAAAGCGCGACGGGAAACACCAUCCUGGGAAGCAACCUCUUUGAGUCUAGGCUGAGGUUUUGGUUACCAAUAAGCCAAAGGGAGGAGACCCGGUGGAAUGGCCGGAAGGUGGUGGUGGUGGAUACGCCGGGCUUUUUCGACCCUGGGGUUCCAGGGUUCCAAACUGUGGUGGAGCUCACGGAGUCUAUGAAGUUUUGUGCCCCGGGUCCCCACGCUAUUCUGUGGGUCAUGCGUCUUGGCGGUAUCUCCCCCCAGGAGGAGAAGGAGACGCUUCAGCUGGUCAAAGAGGUCUUCGGUCGCAAAGGCAAGAAUUACCUGAUCCUUUUGUUCACCCACAAGGAGGACCUGGAAGGGGAGACGUUGGAGGAAUUCAUAGCCCAGAGAGACGUCGCGCUUCGGGAACUGGUGGCCUUGUGUUGGCACCGCUGCCUGGCCUUCAACAACAAGGCCAAAGGGAUAGAACGGGUGUUCCAGGUGGCCGAACUGAUGCGGAUGAUCGAUCAGCUCGUGUACAAGAACGGGGAUGCGACUUGCUACACGGAGGACAUGCUGACGGCGGACAUAAACCACUUCAAAGAAAUGCGUCGCAUGCGUGGCGUCUCCUCGUGUCGUCUCCUCUAACGGACGCCGAAAAGCCUCUCUGGUCGAUCCUCUGCUCCAAGGGGGAAGCCCUUUCAAAGGCCACAACCCUGCAUUUCCCCCCCUUUUAGCUGCAACCCAGCCCACGCCAGGAGAUCUCCGAAGAACCCCAAAGUCCGAGAUUGGUGGCGGAGUCACCCUGAGCCGAUUCCUUCUCCGGAGAACCCACUUCCUCCCUUCAGACGACAGGAGUUUCUUCCAAGGAAGAUCCUGCCCCCUCCCUAUAUCAACUAGCCCCUUCCCCAGCCGAAUUCGCUGCCAGCCUACACCCCUGUCCCUUUAGAAGCACAGACUUCUCGGUCGGUCCGUUGAGGUCAACCAGGCCAGGAAACCGCCGAGACGAGAAAUAUUACGAAUUAUAAGUCGCAGAAUCUUGACAAUGUCUCCCGUUCGCUCCGGCUGGUGCCGAAGAACAUCAAGGCAAGGAGAGCCUUGAGGUUCUUUCUCACCUUUUCCUGUUUUCCUGAGCGGAAUCUCUGCUUUCAGAAGAACUGCCUGGCAUCCUUCCUUCCUUCCUUCCUUCCUUCCUUCCUUCCUUCCUUCCUUCCUUCCUUCCUUCCUUCCUUCCUUCCUUCCUUUCCUUCUUUCCUUCCUUCCUUCCUUCCUUCAAUCCUUCCUUCCUUUUUUCCUUCCUUCUUUCCUUCCUUCCUUCCUUCCUUCCUUCCUUCCUUCCUUCCUUCCUUCCAUGGGCCGACAUGGACUCAGUUGGGAGGGCACUUCUGUUUCAACCAAAGCUCCGAUUAAAUCUCCUCCUUGCUCAGGAAA